Fraxinus pennsylvanica is the source of this 1125-nucleotide messenger RNA. Lineage: Eukaryota; Viridiplantae; Streptophyta; Magnoliopsida; Lamiales; Oleaceae. The record is from the annotation of a GenBank genome assembly.
AUGGCAAACAAAGAAACGUGUGUUAAAGCUGGGGGAAGUGGGGCAAAUAGCACAGAAAGUUCUACGGUUCCAGAUGAACUCUAUUCUAUUCUCCUACGAGACCAGACUCAGAAAGUUGAGAAAAAGACUUCUCAAACAGAAGAAUUCAAGCUAUAUUGCCUUUGUUUAGAAGAGAAUGCAAGAAUACGAGUUAUAUGGGUAGAACAUGUACGGUAUGGUGAAUAUGCAAUUCAUCACAUUUACAGAGUCUUGAUUGAAGAUUGCAUGGCAUUUGGAGCAGCAAGGUGGAUAGCCACCUUCCGACAGCAAUUGCAUCGCAAUAUCCUCCAAGAAAGUUCUGGUGUGCCCAUCGGGAAUGAUACGAAAGUCUUGACAUUUUUCAUAUUCAGUCAUGGCUGCAAAUGCACGGAGACACUUGUUAAAGCUAGCCGAGCACAUGAUGAGAGCCUUUGUGCUGUUUUCUGCCCUUCAAGUGCUCCAUAUAUGGAUGAAAAUCUCCGUAUCACACAACCCGUGCGAGCAUGGUUGACUGGGGAGAGCCAGCCGGCACUCUUUGCGAGCAUGGUAGACUCGGGAGAACCAGUCGGCACUCUUGUAAAUGUCACAACAUCUCUUGGGCUGCCACAAUCCCCUCAAAGUCUUUUUGAUUUCCUAUGUGACGAAAAUAUUAGGCAACAAUGGGGUUUAGCUAACAUCGCCUUACAGAAAGAGUACCAUAUUGCCACGGGCGAAGAUGGCAACAACGUCUCCCUCCUACGACCAACUAUCAAGGGAGAAAAGUGGAUGCUCCAAGAGACUAGGAGAGACGAGUUGGGAGCGCUUGUGGUGAUCAUGCCAAUUGAUUCUCUAUCAGUGGAAAAUGUGUUGAAGGGUGAGGAUUUUACUAAUAUCCCCUUAGUCUUCUCGGGCUUUGCCAUCAAACCUAAUCUGGUACCACCUUUUGCACCCCCUAUGAGUAGGGGUCCGUUCUACGAUGCAAAGACAUCGCUUUUGACUAUGGUCAAGAGGAACUCGGUUGGCCAUCCUGAAAUAGUCACACACGAAUCCAUGAAGAAGUAUAGUAGGAUCAUGAAAAAGAAUGUGCAAAGGAUCAAAGCGGGUCUUAAUAUAUUAGACCGGUUGUGA